UCGAAAAAUGGCAGAUUUCAGAAGGCGAAACUGGGUCAUGCGACCUAAGACACCCAUGGCUCCUCGUCUGAUAGACGAACAGAUCAUCCCCUCUUCAGGCUGGACUGACUUCUCUGAAUUUCAUUGCCUCCUUGUUGAUCUCCCAGGUUUUAAGAAAGACGACAUCAAGCUGAAUGUGGAUGAAUCUGGGACUAUAGUAGUUAAGGGAAGGAGAAAAAUAGGGGAGGAAAAACAGGUGCAUUUUGAGAAGACCUUUGAUGUGCCAGAAGAUGGAGACAUUAAGAGUGUAAGUAUGGUUUUUGAUGGAGAUACAUUGAGAGUGAGUGUUCCAAAGGUGGCGAAAACAGAAAAGAUCAAACCAAAUGAUGAUCUUGGAGCUUCAAGCAGAAACAUUAAUGAGAAGGAUGCAGAAGAGUACAGUCCCCCUGCCUUAAGUUCAAGCAGUGACAAUAAACCAGAAGAAUUUAAGACCCUUGCUUCUGCAAACAGCAUCACCAAUGAAAAACCGGAAGAAUAUCAGAAAGAACAGAUGACAGAGAAACAGGAUGAAGUUCAGAAAGAACAGAUGACAGAGAAACAGGAUCAAGUUGAGAAAGAUAAGAAUGAUUGUGAUCAAGGGAAAGAGAAAGAAUCUGAGAGCCCUACAGAAGAAAACACAGAGAAGAAGAAUGAAUGUCAGAGAAAACAGAAUGAUCAAGGGAAAGAGAAAGAACCCGAGAGCCCUGUAGAAGAAAACACAGAGAAACCGAAUGAAUGUCAGAAAGAACAGAAUGAUCAAGGCGAAAAGAAAGAGAGUUCAAAGACAUCUGUAAUGGGGAAGAUCAUUGAGAACAAAGGGAUUCUUAUAGCGUCUAUUAUAUCAUUUACACUUGGGGUUUUACUGUCUAAUAAAAUCCACCCAUCAUCACCUCCUAAAUAAAUUAACUUAAAAACCCUGAAUCUUGUCCUGCUUCAUCAUGAUUUGUAUUGUUUGUUCUGCAUUAAUCUCAAGAAAAUUCUCCUGUACAAUGAUCAAGAUUUGUUUAUUAGACGUAAAAGUCAUUUUCAGUUGAAGAUUUUACAUAAUGUAACUGUGUCAUAUUUGAAGUUAUAUAUGCAUAGAGACUUAGAAGUUUAUAUUA
Molecule: messenger RNA, 1121 nt
Organism: Spinacia oleracea (spinach)
Lineage: Eukaryota; Viridiplantae; Streptophyta; Magnoliopsida; Caryophyllales; Amaranthaceae
Product: inactive protein RESTRICTED TEV MOVEMENT 2
Exons: 2
Coding region: 8-919 (303 amino acids)
Biological process (GO): cellular response to heat
Source: RefSeq, a predicted model, not a curated record